Molecule: messenger RNA, 738 nt
Organism: Fonsecaea erecta
Lineage: Eukaryota; Fungi; Ascomycota; Eurotiomycetes; Chaetothyriales; Herpotrichiellaceae
Exons: 1
Coding region: 1-738 (245 amino acids)
Biological process (GO): endoplasmic reticulum to Golgi vesicle-mediated transport; vesicle fusion
Cellular component (GO): late endosome membrane; Golgi apparatus; SNARE complex
Molecular function (GO): SNAP receptor activity; SNARE binding
Source: RefSeq, a predicted model, not a curated record
AUGGUACAGAAUGUCCUCUUCAAUCAAGCCCUGAAACAAUCCACUGCUAUCCGAAAAGACCUAGAAACCUUCGCGCAAGCACCGGCGACUGCGUCUCCUGCUUUACAGGGACAAAUAGCCACCACCCUCACCAGUCUCUCCCGAACUCUCGAAGACUACCAAAAUCUCUCGCGAAAUGAGCUGAAUGAAGAGAAGAAAGAGAAGGCCGUGGAAAGACUCAAGAACUUUCGCGCUGAUCUGGCAUCCUACCGCACACAAUUUGAUCAGUUAAAACGAGAGCGCGAGGCAGCUGUCGCAGCCAACAACAGGAACGAACUACUGGGGCGACGGCCGCACCAUGCUGCGACUCCUGAGAACCCCUAUGCCCAUGCCUCGAGUCAGAGUGCGUUUGCCCCAGCCCAUCGAAACACCCAGGAUGGAUUGUCCUUUGGCCCAGGCUCCAGUAAUUAUACCAGGGAAGAGCACGCCCUCCGAGAGCAGAGCUUCUUCGAUACUGCCAAUGCCCAGCUCGAUGAGUUUCUAGACCGAGGCCGAGCAGUUCUCGGAGACCUGGGACAUCAGCGUGAUAUUCUCAAGGGAACACAGCGAAAGCUCUACAGUGUUGCCAACACUCUCGGCGUCAGCGGAGACACCAUCCGAAUGGUCGAACGAAGAGCCAUGCAAGACAAAUGGAUCUUCUGGGGAGGUGUGGUGGUGUUCUUCUCCUUCUGUUUCUUGGUCAUCUACCUGCUGAGAUGA